This is a messenger RNA of Staurois parvus, 502 nucleotides long. The record is from the annotation of a GenBank genome assembly. Lineage: Eukaryota; Metazoa; Chordata; Amphibia; Anura; Ranidae.
AUGGGAAGAAUGCCCCUUACAUCAGUGGUCAGGGGGAAGAAUGACCCUUACAUUGGUCAUCAGUGGGAAGAAUGUCCCUUACAUUGGUCAUCAGUGGGAAGAAUGCCACGUACAUUGGUCAUCAGUGGGAAGAAUGCCACAUACAUUGGUCAUCAGUGGGAAGAAUGUUCCUUACAUUGGUCAUCAGUGGGAAGAAUACUCCUUACAUUGGUCAUCAGUGGAAAGAAUGUCCUUCACAUUGGUGGUCAAUGUGAAGAAUGCCCUUACAUUGGUCAUCAGUGGGAAGAAUGACCCAUAGAUUGGACUUCAGUGGGAAGAAGGUCCCUUACAUUGGUGGUCAAUAGGAAGAAUGCCCCUUACAUUGGUGGUCAGUGGGAAGAAUGCCCCUUACAUUGGUGGUCAGUGGGAAGAAUGUCUCUUAUAUUGGUGGUCAGUGGAAAGAAUGUGUCUUAUAUUGGUGGUCAGUGGGAAGAAUGUGCCUUACAUUGGUAGUCAGUGGGAA